Messenger RNA from Populus nigra (black poplar), 1200 nucleotides. Its product is annotated as GEM-like protein 1. Lineage: Eukaryota; Viridiplantae; Streptophyta; Magnoliopsida; Malpighiales; Salicaceae. The record is from RefSeq and is a predicted model, not a curated record. The transcript is spliced from 4 exons. Bases 306 to 929 code for a protein of 207 amino acids.
UUAGAUACCAUCGCUUUUAUCAUGAUUCUGACGUCCGACUGAGUUCAUGUUCCUAAAGCCAACGACUUUGACCAAGACAGGAAGAAUAACUGUAUUCGGUUUACUGUUAUUAUAUUUACAGGCGGAGUAUAAUAAAUCGACCGACCAAGCAUGUUCCCAUCGAGAAUAAUGGCGUGGAGCUAAAACUGAAGUGACGUUGGGGCGGUGGAGGAAAAGUGAGGAACCUGUCUCGCUGCCUUAUAAUUUAUACACCACUGCAACACCGAGGCAACACAGUGAAUCCCCAUCCGCAUCCUCAACACAACAUGGACUACAGUAACAACAAUCCUUACCUCCAGUUCGCGCCUGUUCCUCCGGCUACUACUAAUGGAUAUGGGACAAAUGGCAACAGAUCGAUGGGGAAGAUACGUGAUGCUUUGAAUCGGUGUGGGAAGAGGGUUGAGCUUGCCACUAGGAAAGCAGAGGUUUAUGCUGAUAAUAUCUGGCAUCACUUCAAGGUUAGUCCUAGUCUAGCCGAUGCAGCAAUGGCAAGGAUUGCUCAAGGGACAAAGGUACUUGCUGAAGGAGGGCAUGAUAAGGUAUUCCAGCAGACAUUUGAGGUCUUGCCUGGAGAGAAGCUCUUGAAUGCAUAUGCUUGCUAUAUAUCGACUUCAACUGGACCUGUGAUCGGGACACUUUAUGUAUCCUCCAAAAAAGUGGCCUUUUGCAGCGAGUAUCCCUUCUGUUAUUAUUCCUCCACAGGACAGCAGCAAUGGAUGUGUUACAAGGUUGUGGUGCAACUUGAUCGAUUGAGAGCAGUGAAUCCUUCUUCAAACAGAGCGAACCAUUCCGAAAAAUACAUCCAGAUUGUAACAAAGGAUGGUCAGGAGUUCUGGUUCACGGGGUUCAUAUCAUAUGACAAGGCACUAAAGCAAUUAUGCGAGGCUUGACAGCAGUCUCGCGACUCAUCUGGGGCAAUUCCUGUGGCGCAAAGCUCGUGAUCUUGCUCCCAUACCGUGGCAUACUUAACAGAUAUGACAGAAGAUUAGUGCUUUUAAAUAACUGAAAUAAUACAGGCUUGGUUAUCGAUGGCAAUGAAUGUUAAACUGGAAAAUCUUAGUCCGUCUUCCGUGUUGGGAAUUUGCUUAGAAACCCACUAGUCACCUAAUAUGAUGAUUGAUGGUUUUGAAUGUAUAGUUUCUUGAUAUUUCCUGCUUUCCA